This is a messenger RNA of Prunus armeniaca (apricot), 231 nucleotides long. Lineage: Eukaryota; Viridiplantae; Streptophyta; Magnoliopsida; Rosales; Rosaceae. The record is from the annotation of a GenBank genome assembly.
AUGCGGGGCGUUAUGUUGGUUCAGCAAGGGAGAUAUGCCGAUCGUAAAGGGCUUUGCCGAUCGUUGAGGGCACUGCAGAUUUCUAGAGAUGGUGUGGUUGCUUGCGGAGGUGUCGUAGUUGGCUUGCCAAUUGGUUGUGGAUGGUUUGGGAGCUGUCUCAUAACUUUUGUCGAUGGCCUACCGAACAAAAGGUGUGACAUCACACCUUCCGAUCGGCAAGGGCAUUUCUGA